Molecule: messenger RNA, 6257 nt
Organism: Mercurialis annua (annual mercury)
Lineage: Eukaryota; Viridiplantae; Streptophyta; Magnoliopsida; Malpighiales; Euphorbiaceae
Product: rRNA biogenesis protein RRP5
Exons: 40
Coding region: 151-5943 (1930 amino acids)
Biological process (GO): rRNA processing
Cellular component (GO): nucleolus; small-subunit processome; nucleus
Molecular function (GO): RNA binding; protein binding
Source: RefSeq, a predicted model, not a curated record
AAAUAUUCACUAGCCACACCAGUACUUCGUCUCUCCCAGUUGCACACCCAGCUAGUUCAUAAACCCCGCCAUUAUCAUAAACCUCUGAUCAUUCAACUGUUGUCAAGCUCCUUGCAAUUGGCGUUCGGAGUGAUAAUUUAAGAGAAAACAAUGGCAGCUCCUAAUAUUAGUAGUAAGAAGAAGAACACGAAAUCAAAAGAUGACAGUACUAAAUUUAACAAAGCUUCGAAAAAAUCGUUUAAACCUAAAAAGAAAGACUCAAACGACCGCGUUUCGUCUGAAGCUAUUGGUUUGCAGCUUGAAGAUGAUGUCCCCGACUUUCCUAGAGGUGGAGGAAGCUCGCUAAGUCAUAGAGAGCGGGAGCAAAUUCGUGCGGAGGUUGAUGCGGAAUUUGAGUCUGACGAGAGAGUUUUGGCGAAGAAGAAUAUUAAUAGUAAAGGGAAGAAAUUGCAAAAUAAGAGUCAUUCUGAAGCUGAUGAUUUUGGCUCCCUUUUUGGUGAUGGGCUAACCGGCAAACUACCUCGAUUUGCAAAUAAGAUCACAUUCAAGAAUAUAUCUCCUGGAAUGAAGCUUUGCGGAAUGGUUGCUGAAGUAAAUGAGAAGGACCUUGUAAUUAGUCUUCCUGGGGGAUUACGUGGAUUAGUGCGUUCUGCUGAUGCGCUUGAUCCUGUUUUUGGCGAUGAAAUAGAGGACAUUGCAAGUAAUCUUCAAAAUAUAUUCUACACUGGGCAGUUGGUUUCAUGCACGGUCUUGCAGUUAGAUGUGGACAAGAAAGAUAGUGGGAAAAGAAAAAUCUGGCUUUCUUUGCGCCUUUCAUUAUUGCAAAAAGGGUUUUCACUAGAUGCCGUCCAGGAAGGGAUGGUCCUCACUGCCUAUGUUAAAAGUGUUGAAGAUCACGGCUUCAUUCUCCAUUUUGGAUUGCCUUCAUUUAUGGGUUUCUUGCCAAAGAACAGCCAAGAUGAAAGCAGGUCUCUUGAAUUGAAAACGGGGCAACGCCUGCAAGGAAUUGUUAGAAGCAUUGACAAAGUUCGCAAAGUUGUUUAUCUCAGUUCUGAUCCUGAUACAGUGUCUAAAUGUGUGAUGAAGGAUCUUAAAGGGAUUUCAAUUGAUCUACUUCUUCCAGGCAUGUUGGUUCAUGGUCGUGUUAUGUCAACACUGGAAAAUGGAAUAAUGUUAUCAUUCCUUACAUAUUUUAGUGGAACUGUUGAUAUUUUUCAUUUACAAAAUACAUUUUCUGCCUCAAACUGGAGAGAUGAUUACUACACUAAUAAGAAGGUCAAUGCUAGGAUAUUAUUUGUCGAUCCUGCAACUAGAGCUGUUGGCUUGACCCUCAACCAACAUCUUGUUCACAAUGAUGCUCCUCCAACACAUGUCAGAGUUGGAGAUAUUUAUGACAAUGCAAAAGUAGUUAGGGUGGACAAAAGCAUAGGUCUUUUGCUUGAAAUUCCUUCCACUCCAGUAUCUUCCCCAGCAUACGUUGCUAUAUCUGAUGUGGCUGAAAAUGAGGUGCGGAAUCUUGAGAAAAAAUUUAAGGAGGGAAGUAAAGUUCGUGUUCGGAUUCUAGGGUACAGGCAUUUGGAAGGGCUUGCUACAGGGAUUUUGAAGGCAAGUGCUUUUGAAGGCCCUGUAUUCACCCAUUCAGAUGUGAAGCCUGGGAUGGUUGUGAGAGCCAAGAUCAUGUCUGUUGACACCUUUGGUGCUAUAGUGCAAUUUCCUGGUGGCUUGAAGGCGCUUUGUCCUCUUCGCCAUAUGGCUGAAUUUGAAAUUACGAAGCCUAAAAAAAAAUUUAAGGUUGGAGCUGAACUGUUAUUUCGAAUACUUGGUUGCAAGUCCAAGAGAAUCACCGUCACGCACAAGAAAACACUUGUCAAAUCAAAACUUCCAAUUCUUAGCUCAUAUGCUGAAGCAACAGAUGGGCUAAUAACACAUGGUUGGAUAACAAAGAUUGAAAAGCAUGGCUGCUUUGUCCAUUUUUACAAUGGAGUCCAAGGAUUUGUUCCCAGAUGCGAGCUUGGAUUAGAACCAGGAAAUGAUGCAAAUUCAGUGUAUCAGGUUGGGCAAGUUGUCAAAUGCAGGGUAUUGAGUUCUCGUCCUGCUUCACAUCGAAUCAACCUUAGUUUCAUAAUGAAGCCUACAAGGGUUUCUGAAGAAGAUGCUGUCAAAUUGGGUAGUGUUGUUGCCGGAGUUGUUGACAGAAUAACACCCAAUGAUGUUAUAGUAUAUGUUAAUCCCAAAGGUCAUAUGAGGGGUACAAUUUCGACUGAGCAUUUGGCUGAUCGCCAUGAGCAAGCUACUUUGUUGAAGUCGGUGCUGAAGCCUGGUUAUGAGUUUGAUCAACUUGUGGUCUUAGAUAUUGAGAACAAUAAUUUGGUUCUCUCUGCAAAAUAUUCUCUCGUGAAGUCGGCUCAUCAGCUUCCUUCAGAUCUCUGUCAAAUUCAUCCUCAGUCGGUAGUCCAUGGGUACAUUUGUAAUGUAAUUGAAAAUGGCUGCUUUGUUCGAUUUCUUGGGCGUUUGACUGGUUUCUCCCCUAAAAGCAAGGCAAUGGACAACCAAAAUGCUCAGCUUUCUGAAGCAUUUCACAUUGGACAAUCUGUUCGCAGCAACAUAAUUGAUGUAAGCAGUGAAACAAACAGAGUAACACUGUCCUUGAAGCAGUCAUGCUGUUCAUCUACAGAUGCCUCCUUUCUUCAUGAAUAUUUUUGUCUGGAGGAGAAGGUUGCUAAGCUGCAAUCUUCAGGCUCCAAAGGACCUGACUUAAAGUGGGUUGAAGCUUUUAACAUGGGCAGUAUCGUGGAGGCAAAAGUGCAGGAGUCUAAAGAAGUCGGACUUGUUGUCAGCUUCGAUGGAUAUAAUGAUGUUCUCGGUUUUAUCACACAUUAUCAAUUAGGUGGAGCUACAGUGGAACCAGGAUCAACUUUUCGAGCUGCAGUUCUUGAUGUUGCCAGGACUGAACAGAUUGUUGACUUAUCUCUGAAGCCAGAGUUUGUAUCUAAACUCAGUAAUGAGAAUUCUAAUAGCCAAACUCACAAGAAGAAACGCAAAAGAGAAAUGUCUAAGGACUUAGAGGUGCAUCAAACAGUAAAUGCUAUUGUGGAGAUUGUGAAAGAGAACUACUUGGUCGUCUCAAUUCCUGAUCAUAAUUACACUAUAGGAUAUGCGUCAGUAUCAGACUACAACACACAGAAGCUUCCACAGAAACAAUUUCUUAAUGGACAAAGUGUCGCUGCAACUGUUAUGGCACUUCCAGGCUCUUCAACUGCAGGGAGGUUGCUUUUGCUUUUGAAAUCAAUAAGUGAGAUAACUGAGACAUCCAGUUCAAAGAAGGCAAAAAAGAAGUCUAGCUAUAAUGUGGGAUCCCUGGUUCAGGCAGAGAUAACUGAAAAAAGGCCUCUUGAAAUGAGGUUAAAAUUUGGUAUUGGUUCUCGAGGGAGGAUCCAUAUAAAUGAGGUAAAUGAUGAUUGUGCUAGGGAAGAUCCAUUUACUAAUUUCAAAAUUGGCCAAACAGUCACCGCCCGUAUUGUUGCGAAGGGUAGCAAGGCAGAUAAAAACCAGCUGUGGGAGUUGUCUAUCAAACCAAAAAUGCUUACAGAUCUAUAUGAAUCAGGGGAUAAGUCUACAUCAGAGGUUGAACUUUCCACCGGGCAGCUUGUAAAUGGUUAUGUGUAUAAAGUGGACAAAGAGUGGGCCUGGUUAACAAUAUCUCGACAAUUAGAAGCUCAACUUUUUAUUCUUGACACUGCAUGUGAGCCCAGUGAACUUGAGGAUUUUCAGAAACGCUUUUUUGUGGGAAAGUUAGUUAGUGGCUACAUUUUAAGUUAUUACAAGGAGAAAAAGUUGUUGCGUUUGGUGCAACGUCAGUUACAUUCAGUGUCUAGUGGAUAUGUCAGAGGUGAAGAUCAGAUAGAGGAAAGCUCUGAAAAUGAUGCUCAACAUAAUAAUACUGCAGCUCAUAUUAAUGAAGGAGAUAUAAUAGGUGGCAGGAUUUCCAAAAUACUUCCUGGUAUUGGUGGCUUACUAGUGCAAAUUAGUCCAAAUCUGCAUGGCAGAGUUCAUUUUACUGAACUUCAAGACUCCUGGGUGCCUAAUCCUUUGUCUGGAUUUCAAGAAGGGCAAUUCGUCAAGUGCAAGGUCCUGGAGAUCAGUCGUUCAGUCAAGGGAACUACUCAUAUUGAUUUGUCAUUAUGUUUCCUUUCAAAAGGCAUGCUUAAUGAGAAUCCAAGUGAACUUUCAAAAAAUCAGGACCAGCGCGUGGAAAAGAUUGAGGAUGUUCCGCCUAAUUCUGUAGUACAGGGUUAUGUCAAGAAUGUGACAUCAAAAGGAUGCUUCAUUUGGCUCUCAAGGAAGAUUGACGCCAGAAUUCGAAUCUCAAAUUUAUCUGAUGAAUAUGUUGCUAAUCCAGAAAAAGAAUUCCCAAUUGGGAAACUUGUAAGUGGAAGGGUAUUAUCUGUGGAACCUUUGUCCAAGAGAGUUGAAGUUAGCUUGAAGACAUCGAGUGGAAAAAGCGCAGCAAAAUCUGAACUUAAUGAUUUGAGUCGUUUACAUGCUGGAGAUAUAGUGUUUGGAAAAAUUAGAAGGGUGGAAUCAUAUGGCCUGUUUAUUGCUAUUGACCACACAAACUUGGUUGGACUAUGCCAUGUCUCAGAGCUUUCAGAUGACCAUGUUGACAAUAUUGAAACUAAAUAUCGAGCAGGGGAGAAAGUAACUGCAAAGAUAUUGAAGGUAGAUGAAGAAAGACGCCGAAUCUCUCUGGGAAUGAAAAAUUUGGAUAAUGGAAAUGAUACUGACGUUAAAGAAGAAUCUAGUGAGGCCAUUAGUGAAAAAGAUCACAUUGAUGACAGUAGUUCUAAACUACUUGAGAGCAGUUCACAUGAAAUUGAAGGAAUGGAUAUUGAAUCUGAAGAUGAAGAGUUAGCAGUUCUUGCUCAGGCAGAAUCAAGGGCUUCUGUUCCUCCUCUUGAUGUCACCCUUGAUGAUGUGGAGCAUUCUGACAUUGAUGGCACCAUUGGACAAAAUCUAGAGCACACUGGUGAUGAAAAGACCAUAAAUGAGAAGGAAAUGAGACAGGAAAAGAAGAAGAAGAAGGAAGAGAGGGAGCAAGAAAUUAGAGCUGCUGAAGAGAGGCUGCUUGAAAAGGAUGUUCCAAGAACCCCUGAUGAAUUUGAGAAAUUGGUUCACAGCUCUCCAAAUAGUAGUUUUGUAUGGAUAAAAUACAUGGCUUUCAUGCUUGACCUGUCUGAUAUUGAGAAAGCUCGAUCAAUUGCAGAAAGGGCUCUGAGAACUAUCAAUUUUCGGGAAGAAAACGAGAAGCUAAAUGUCUGGGUAGCCUACUUCAAUUUGGAAAAUGAAUAUGGAAAUCCUCCAGAGGAAGCUGUUAAAAAGGUAUUUCAUAGAGCAUUGCAAUACUGUGAUCCCAAGAAGGUCCAUUUAGCCCUUCUGGGAGUGUAUGAAAGGACUGAGAAGAAUAAAUUGGCUGAUGAACUUCUUGAAAAAACAGUCAAAAAGUUUAAAAAUUCAUGCAAGCUUUGGGUGAAGCGGGUACAGAUGCUUUUGAAACAAGAGCAAGAUGGCGUUCAAUCUGUAGUUCAGCGUGCUCUUUUGUGCCUCCAUCGCAGCAAGCAUAUAAAAUUCAUCUCGCAAGUAGCUAUCCUUGAAUUCAAAUGUGGGGUUCCUGAUAGAGGGCGAUCCAUGUUUGAAGGAAUUUUGCGGGAGUACCCAAAAAGAACAGAUUUGUGGAGCGUUUAUCUUGAUCAAGAGAUUAGACUCGGAGAUGUAGAUGUAACUCGUGCUCUGUUUGAAAGGGCCACUAGUCUGAGCCUCCCAGCUAAGAAGAUGCAAUUCUUAUUCAAGAAAUAUCUCGAGUUUGAGAAGUCUAAUGGCGAUGAAGGACAAAUCGAGUCGGUGAAGAAGAAGGCUAUGGAAUAUGUUGAGAGCACAAUGGCAUGAUAGCGGGUGAUCCUCCCCUUUCCUAAUAUCAUAACUGACGCUGAAGCUAUUCUAAAGAUAUUGAUAUACAGAAGUUUGCUAAGGAGUUUUUGCAUGGAGCAGCAUUUUUGGCAAUGUAGAGCAAUUUAGAAGAUGAGUAUGUAAAUGGAUAUUCAUGUCCAUAGGUACUGUAAGAUGAAAAGUAAGCUAGUUUGGUAGGCUUUUUGCAUUGGUCAUACUCAACAAAAUGUGAAUUGAGAGCCCUAAUUUUGUCCAUAGGGCUUUUAUUGUACUAUUAUGUUAUUUAUAGAGAAAUUAAGUAGAAUUUUUAAUUA